GUCACAGUACCUGGAACCACUUGGAGUCGUGAUCAUCCUCUCUGAGUUGUGAAAGUUUGAGUGUUAACCUCAGUCUCCCUCCACAAGAAGAUGCAGGACUUCGCCUUCGCUGCCCUCUCCAUCUGGCUGUGUCUGGGUGCCACCACUCUGGCAGAGUCCCACGGCCCACAACACUGCAGUAAGGAUUAUCUGCUUUAUAUCUACUUGUAGAAGUUCAUGUUGCUGUGCACUGUGUAAAACUGUUGUUAGUUGUAUGACUAUUUCUGAAAUAUUGUUAAGGUUUAUAGAUUUGACAGUCUCUUCUAACUUAAAUUAUACCUAUAUGUCUACACAUGAUCUCUGAGUUUGAAAAUCUGUCUAACUGCCGUCUUUGUCUUUUAGCAUCACCUAAUAUGACUGGGGUCCUGACUGUGGUGAGUUGUCCAUUAAUCCAUUAACCAUUAUCAAUGUCCAGUUUCAUGUAAGGACACUGUGUGGCUAUUUUUCCAUUAUUUCAAAACCAAACCAGACUCUCAGCUCAGGCAAUCCUGUUUUUGUCCACUGAUGUUUUCUCUUAAACACAAUUAUAUUGGGACAGUUGGCUAAGUUUUUGCAGGUACAGAAUUGGGUCAUAUUCAUCUCUCUCUCUUCCUCUUGCUUUUUCUCUGUUGAUAAAACAGAUGGCCCUUACAGGAGGUGAAAUCAAGGCAACUGGACAUUACAGCUACGACUCUACAGACAAGAAGCUACGUUUCACUGAAAGUGAGAUGCACCUCAACAAGACUGAGCAUCUGGAGGACUACCUGAUGCUGUUUGAAGAGGUACCACUGAGAACUAACAGAAAUACACACUUAUAAGGCAAGAUUUCAGUUGAGUCCAACCCAAUUGUAAUGCAGAAAAGCUGCUUUAUAACAUCACAAAGUCUACAUGCAUAACACACUUGUUACUGUGGUUAUGACACUGCAUCAUCAUGUGGUCCUCUGUAGCUCAGCUGGUAGAGCACGGCGCUUGUAACGCCAAGGUAGUGGGUUCGAUCCCCAGGACCACCCAUACACAAAAAUGUAUGCACGCACGACUGUAAGUCGCUUUGGAUAAAAGCGUCUGCUAAAUGGCAUAUUAUUAUUAUAAUAUUAUUAUCAUAACCGAGUCUUCCUCCAUCUCUACCGUCUCUCUCAGGGGGUCUUCUAUGACAUUGACAUGAAGAACCAUUCCUGUAAGAAGAUGUCUCUGCACUCUCAUGCUCACGCUCUUGAACUCCCCGCUGGUGCAGCCCAUCAGGUUGAGCUGUUUUUGGGGAGUAACACUGUUCAGGAGGAGAACAUCAAAGUGAACAUAUGGAUGGGAUCCGUGGCUGAGACUAAGGGUGAGUAUGAUACGCAUUAGGAGUCAGACUGUCAAUGUGAUUUUUAUUAACAAAGUAAUACAUGAUGGUUUAUAUACUGUAUAUUGGUUUAUAUAGCAAAGCUAUUGAGGUGUAUCAAAUCAAAGCAUUCACAUAAAGUAUACGUCUGUCCUAAUGUCUGUCUGUCUAUCUGAUCUCCAGGCCAGUAUUCUGUGUCAACUACUGUGGGAGAAUGUCUACCACUUAGUACUUUCUACUCAACUGACUCCAUCACACUCCUCUUCAGGUGUGUGACAUACGUUUAACUUGCUUAAAGCAGUGUAAGGUCACUGAGAUGUAUGUAAAGUAUGCUUUUACCAUAUUGCCCUAUUACAGUACUAGAUUUAUUUGAAGAUUGAUGAAGAUUUCGUUCUACACUGUAUAUCUGAUUGUGCUUACGGUGUAGGUUCUUGCAUGCCCAAAAUCUUCAUGUGUUUUCUCUUUUUCUCACAGUAAUUCUGAAGUGGUCACUGAAGUGAAGGACCCUGAAGUGUUCACUCUGCCAUCUUUCUGUGAGGCUGUGGAGCUGGAGGAGACUCCAGAGGGCCAGAAUAAUGACUUCUUCAAUCUUUUCAACACGGUCUGAGACAGUGGCACCAGGAUCUCCAGCCCCAACCCACCAAGAGCCUGGCCAGCUAAUCCACCUAGAUGUUUCUCUCUCUCUAAUGACUACAUUUGAGUGUUUUAUUACAAUCUCUCCUCUUCUGUUAGAUAAGAUAUGUAUUAUAAUUUACUUUCUUUAUUGAUUCCCCUUUGAAGACAUUGCAUAAAGAUGGAUCAGAUGUAAAAAGGAAAGUUAAUUUCAAGUUAUCAUGUUAAUGUAAUCUCUACGUUUGAACAGGAUAUAAUGGGAUAUAACGUUUGUACCUUACACUAUUAAUCUGUCACUUUAAAUUGCUAAUGCGUAAGAGGUCUGCAUAGGCAAAUAAGAUAAUAAAAACUCCAAAUCUUUUCCAGUCUCCAAAUGUAUUUUUUUAUUACCGAAGUCAUCUUCAACUUUUUCCACAAACAUACAUAAGAAUA
Coregonus sp. 'balchen' is the source of this 2383-nucleotide messenger RNA. Lineage: Eukaryota; Metazoa; Chordata; Actinopteri; Salmoniformes; Salmonidae. The record is from the annotation of a GenBank genome assembly.